GGUCACGCCGGAAGAGGCGGGCGAAGCCGUGCGGGCCCUACCUGCCGCGCAGCCAGCUCGGCCAUGGUGACGCUGGGGCUGCGGCGGGUGGAGGAUGAGGUGGCCGCCAAGCACCCGGCGCUGCAGCAGUACGCGGCCUGCCAGUCCUACGCCUUCCUGAAGGGCAUCGGCACCUUCCUGGCAGGCAGUGGGGCCGCCUUCGCGGUGCAGAAGCUGGUGAACAGGAAGGUGCCGUACAGCCUCCAGUGGAGCUUGCUGCUGGCCGGCGCUGCAGGAUCCCUCGCCAGCUACAUGGUAACCAGAGCUGAAACACAGAAAUGCUCUGACUUCUGGAUGUAUCUGGAGACAGGCAAGUUCCCACAAGAGCUUGCCAUGGCUGGUGAGGUGUCUCAGCCUGCAGAAGAUCUGCCUAGUUUGGAGGACAGAGGGAGUGCGGCACCCCCGGUGAGGAAGAACAAGUAUGGGGACGUUGUGGAGUAGCUGGUAGAGCCCAGAGCCCCAUGCCUGUGACCUGCUUCAGCCCUUCCUGCCCUCCCUGCCUGCUGUGCCUGUGCUGCCUGCAAGACUGGUGGGUCUGUGGUGCUUCCCCGCACCUCAGAUGAGUUGAUCGUACAGUGAGAGUGUGGUAGAGGCACCACGGGGAUUGCUGCCUCCCAGGUGGCCUCUGAACAUCACGUGUGGGAUGCAAUAAAAGUCGAGAGCUGAAGGCA
Molecule: messenger RNA, 710 nt
Organism: Melopsittacus undulatus (budgerigar)
Lineage: Eukaryota; Metazoa; Chordata; Aves; Psittaciformes; Psittaculidae
Gene: TMEM141
Product: transmembrane protein 141
Exons: 5
Coding region: 64-480 (138 amino acids)
Source: RefSeq, a predicted model, not a curated record